GAUUACGAUAAGGACGACGAGAGGCAUAAGUCAGUACGUCUGAUGCUGAUAAUAAGCAGACAACAUGACACGCCUCAUCCUGUGUGUCCUGGUGUCUGUCCUCAGCUGGAGUCAGGCUCACCCAAACAAUGAUGAAUAUAUCCAGAUUGGCUCCCAUGUCCUCCAGCUCGGCUCACCAACCACACUUCAUCUGACUUCCGGACGUGGAUCUACUAUGGCCCUCCUUGACAGAUCAACAGAUGCUCCGACAGCCAAGCUUACUCACAAAACACGCACUGGCCCAAGUAGGAGCAAUGAGACUGAGGUGGAAUUAACCAACCCGAACAUUGCUAGACGGCACUUAAGAAGCUACCUAUUUGAUGAUGUGGAAUGUUUAGAUAUCUCCAUCGAAGCCUUGGAAUGUGUGACCCAGGUCAUCACCGAUUGCAUAUUCAUGAACGGAACACACUGGUAUGGUGGGGCGGAGAUGCAUCAACAGCUUUGGCCUUUGGAGAAACUGAGCAUGGCUAUGGGGCCUUAUGUUGCCAGUGACAAUUCUGCUUUUCCUUACGGAGCUGUUCAGGAGAGAUACUUCUAUACAUCUUCAGGUAUUGGUAUCUGGAUUGAGGAGGAUAUUCCUUUGUAUGUUAGUAUAAAUGCAACUGGAGACCACAUGCUCUGUCUGCAAUCUAAGUAUGACAACAGUAUUUACAGAAACUUUGACAACUCUCUACCAGUUCUGAACUACACCAUGUGUGUUGAGAAGGAUGUCAUGAGCAUCCAUACGUUCAUGUCAGAGCGGUACAUCAGCAAGCCAACUGGGACACCAAACGAGGACGUCCUGAGAAAACCUAUUUGGUCAACAUGGGCACAGUAUAAGAAGAACAUCAACCAAUCGUUAGUCCUGGAAUUUGUUGACAAUAUCCUUAAGAAUAAUCUCACAAUAUCUAACCUAGAAAUUGAUGAAAAGUGGAUGCCCAAUUUUGGAGAUCUUGUAUUUGAUACCAUGAAAUUUCCUGACGCUAAAGGUAUGGUUGAUGAAAUUCACAGAAAGGGAAUGGCAGUUACAACAUGGGUUCCUCCUUUUGUUAAUCUUGAAUCCAGUAACUUCGACUAUGCUGCCUCAAAAGGGUACCUGAUGAAUGACAUGUCAGGAGGUCGUCCGGCCCUGGUGUCUUGGUGGGAGGCCAAAUGGGCUGGUAUUAUCGACUUCACAAACUCCGAAGCCACGGAAUGGUUUCUAGGCAAUUUAGCGAACCUUAGGACAACUUAUGGUAUUGAUUCUUACAAGUUUGAUGCUGGAGAUGCAAAUUAUCUACCUUCUGAUUACAAACCAGCUAAAGAGUUCCGUAACCCUGAUGUUUUUGCCCGAUCCUAUGCCGAAGCUGUUGCAAGGGUAGACAACUCUAGUCGUCGGCAUGAAGUUCGAACCGGAAGGAAGACACAGUCGCUACCUGCGAUGACAAGAAUGAUUGAUAAAAAUUCUGACUGGACCUAUGAACAGGGUUUGAAGACAAUCGUUACGUCAGGCCUUGUUUUCAGUUCCAUUGGCUAUUCCUUUAUCCUCCCUGAUAUGGUUGGCGGUAAUGGUUACGGUGGUAUUUGGCCGGAUGCAGAACUCUUCAUCAGAUGGACACAGGCCAACGCACUGAUGCCAACUAUCCAAUUUGCCAUCACUCCCUGGACGUAUAACAAUUCAACACUAAUGUCUAUCAUCCAACAGAUGCUGACUUUGAGGGGAAAGUAUGCCGACACCAUUGUCGGCCUUGCCAGAGAAUCAGUCACAACUGGUGCUCCAAUCAUGCGGCCCCUAUGGUGGAUUGCACCUACAGAUGAGUCGGCCCUCACUGUGGAUGAUGAGUUCCUGCUUGGUAAUGACCUUUUAGUGGCCCCAGUACUAAAUCCAGGGGUCAAAUCUAGGAAAAUAUAUUUGCCUGUCGGACAAUGGAGAGACGAGAUCCACGGCACAACUGUGUCAGGGGGACAGUGGAUAGACUAUCCAGUACGACUUGAAGACCUCCCCCAUUUCACGAAGCUCUCGUAAUAUGUGAAUUGUUAUAGUACAUAAUGAAUUCGUUUUAAUUAAAGAGCUCGCAGCUAA
This is a messenger RNA of Haliotis rufescens (red abalone), 2080 nucleotides long. RefSeq names its product myogenesis-regulating glycosidase-like. The record is from RefSeq and is a predicted model, not a curated record. Lineage: Eukaryota; Metazoa; Mollusca; Gastropoda; Lepetellida; Haliotidae. Gene Ontology annotation, molecular function: hydrolase activity, hydrolyzing O-glycosyl compounds. Gene Ontology annotation, biological process: carbohydrate metabolic process. Bases 65 to 2023 code for a protein of 652 amino acids. The transcript is spliced from 2 exons.